This is a messenger RNA of Dibothriocephalus latus, 279 nucleotides long. The record is from the annotation of a GenBank genome assembly. NCBI's taxonomy places the organism in Eukaryota, Metazoa, Platyhelminthes, Cestoda, Diphyllobothriidea, Diphyllobothriidae.
AUGCAGAAGGCCCUGGAGACGCACAAAAACCUCAUUCAAUCCACACUAUCAGUGCAAAAUGCAUCAACACCGGCGACAACCAUUCCGGAUUCUCGACUGACCGAUGCCGCUCACGACGGUUCAUGUCAGUGCUCAUCAUCCUCUGGCAACACAAUCUUCGCUCCCGGGGUUUCGGUUGCGAGCAGCAUGCAACGGGAAGAGUCUGGACCAGGAUUUGAAGUUCCGGCAAAGGUGCGUCUGCGCGAUUCUCAUAUCUGCUGGGCAUUUUAUGCCAUGUAA